Messenger RNA from Acomys russatus (golden spiny mouse), 1650 nucleotides. RefSeq names its product zinc finger protein 709-like. Gene Ontology annotation, biological process: regulation of DNA-templated transcription. NCBI's taxonomy places the organism in Eukaryota, Metazoa, Chordata, Mammalia, Rodentia, Muridae. Gene Ontology annotation, molecular function: RNA polymerase II cis-regulatory region sequence-specific DNA binding; DNA-binding transcription factor activity, RNA polymerase II-specific. Bases 13 to 1578 code for a protein of 521 amino acids. The record is from RefSeq and is a predicted model, not a curated record. The transcript has 4 exons.
GGGAUCCGCGCCAUGGAUGCAGUGACCUUUGAGGACGUGCAUGUGAGCUUCUCUCAGGAAGAGUGGGCUUUGCUGGAUCCUUCUCAGAAGAGUCUCUACAAAGAUGUGAUGCUGGAAACCUACUGGAACCUCACUUGUAUAGGAUACAAAUGGGAAGACCAGAAUAUUGAAGAGCACUGUCAAGGUUCUGGAAGACAUGGAAGUCGGUACUUCAACUGUCCUUCCGAAUACGGGAAGAAGCAGUGCACCUCUCUGUUUCCCAGAACAAUUACAAGAUAUAUAGACAUCCCCGCUAUGAGACAACGACGAGGUGAAUGGGAUGCAAGCUUACAGGCCGUCGCUUUUCCAGCUUUCGCGGGAAUCCAUCAAAAUGUUGACGUUGGAGACAAGCCCCGUGAGUACAAGGGGUGCGGAGAGCCUUCUGCCGGUCCUGGCUCGCUUUGCACGUGUAUCGCGACGCACACCCUAAGAAGUCGUUACGAGUGCAGCCAGUGUGGUAAACCUCUGAGUCCUUCCAGGUCCCUUCAACGAUGUGAAAAAACUCCUAUGGGAGAAGGAAGUGAAGGAUAUGAGCCAAGUAGUAAAGGCUUUACCCAUCACGGGUGUCUUGACGUACACAAGACAACCAGUGACGAAAAGGAUCUCUAUGAAUGUGAUCAAUAUGACGAAGCCACUUUCGAAUUACACCCAAGAGCUCAUUUGGAAAUGAAAUUCUACGAAUAUAAUCAAGAUGACAAAGUCUUCGGAUGUCACAGUCGUCUUCAAGUAUGUAGAACUAAUACUACAGAGGAAAAAUAUAAAUAUCAUGAAUGUGGUAAAUCCUUUGCAUGCCCCAGUUAUCUUCAAAUACAUGAAAGAACUUAUACUGGAGAGAAACCCUAUGAAUGCACACAGUGUGGCAAAGCCUUUACAUGUCACAGUACUCUGCAAAUACAUGAAAGAAUUCAUAAUGUAGAAAAGCCCUAUAAAUGUAACCAAUGUGGUAAAGCCUUUGCACAUAACCGUUAUCUUCAAAUGCAUGAAAAAAUUCACUCUGGAGAAAAAGCAUAUAAAUGCAAUCAGUGUGGUAAAGCCUUUGCCUUUCGCAGUAAUCUUAAAAAUCAUGAAAGAAUUCAUGCUGGAGAGAAACCAUAUAAAUGCAAUCAGUGUGGUAAAGACUUUGCAUGUAACAGUUAUCUUCUAAUGCAUGAAAGAAUUCACACUGGAGAGAAACCAUAUAAAUGCAGUCAGUGCAAUAAAGCCUUUGCAUGUCGCAGCAAUCUUCAAAAGCACGAAAGAACUCACACUGGAGAGAAACCCUAUCAGUGCAAUCAGUGUGGUAAAGCCUUUGCACAGAGCAGUGAUCUCCAAUUACAUGAAAGGAUUCACACUGGAGAGAAACCUUAUAAGUGUAAUCAAUGUGGAAAAGCCUUUGCACGGAGCAGUUAUCUUCAGAAUCAUGAAAGAAUUCACACUGGAGAGAAACCCUAUGAAUGCAGUCAGUGUGGUAAAGCCUUUACAUGUCUCAGCACUCUUCAAAAGCAUGAAAAAAUUCAUACUGACAAAAAAUCCCCCAGGAAUCUAAGAAAUGAAGUAUAGACUUGCCUACCUCAUUCAUUUUCCACACUGAGUCCUCUCCCUGGUGCUUGAGUCAGAUGAGUAGAAUCACUC